Didymosphaeria variabile is the source of this 714-nucleotide messenger RNA. RefSeq lists its product as uncharacterized. Bases 1 to 714 code for a protein of 237 amino acids. The transcript is spliced from 4 exons. Gene Ontology annotation, cellular component: extracellular region. Lineage: Eukaryota; Fungi; Ascomycota; Dothideomycetes; Pleosporales; Didymosphaeriaceae. The record is from RefSeq and is a predicted model, not a curated record.
AUGUUCGCACAUCUUCCCACAGCACUAGUUCUCCUCCUCUUGACCCCCUCUACUUUCGCCUCCACACUUUCAUUCCAUCUACCGCGAGCAGACCAAGCAGCCGCAGACUACACGAAAGAUGAUCUGUUCAAAAACACGAUUCUAAACGUCACAAACACCUACCGCAAACAGCACAACGCAACGAGUCUGAAGUGGAACGACACGCUUGCCGACUAUGCGAAGGAUUGGAGCGAGAAAUGCAAUUUCGAGCACUCUGGUGGGCCGAAUGGGGAGAAUCUGAGUUCAGGGUAUGCGAAUGCGAGUCAGAGUAUCAUCGUGUGGGGACACGAGCGGGUGGACUAUGAUUUCAAGAAGGGCGAGUUUACGCAUGAAACAGGUCACUUCUCCCAGCUCGUAUGGAAGGCUACGAAGACGGUUGGCUGCGGCCGUACCGAGUGCGACGGCCAGGAUAAUGGGAGGGCUCCGGGAUGGUUCGUCGUCUGCGAAUACUACCCUCCCGGCAACGUCAUCGGCAGCUUCAUCGAGAACGUGCAAGCGCAGGUUCCGGAGGAUGAACAGCCCGAGGGCCCGAGCGAUCCUGAUGUGCCCGAGGAAGAACCGGAUGCGAAGGAGUGUCCGCAAGGUGGGGAUUGUAGUGGUGCAGCAUCGAUGAGUAUGAGCAGAUGGGCUUGGAGUGCGGGUGUUGUUGUCUGGGUGGUGAUGGGGAUUUUGUAG